Messenger RNA from Dermacentor andersoni, 10475 nucleotides. RefSeq names its product pyruvate dehydrogenase phosphatase regulatory subunit, mitochondrial-like. The record is from RefSeq and is a predicted model, not a curated record. Gene Ontology annotation, cellular component: mitochondrial matrix; cytoplasm; mitochondrion. NCBI's taxonomy places the organism in Eukaryota, Metazoa, Arthropoda, Arachnida, Ixodida, Ixodidae. Gene Ontology annotation, molecular function: protein binding.
AAUAUUUACAGUGGUUGUAAAUAAGGCAGCGCGGGUGCACAAGGAGACAAACAGCUGACUGAAAGACUGAACUGCUAAACGUCUUUCGAUCGUGGGCAUGUAUCGGAAGACUGUGAGAAAAGCCGAGGUCGGCGAGCCUUCUUAUUAAAUAUCUGAAAGCCUUGGACGAGCUGGGUUCAUCCAUGCAUUUCAGAUAGAAGUGGCCUAGGAUGAGCCGAGCUCGUCAACGAUGGUGGAGCGACUUCUGCCAGCUGUUGCUAAAGUGGUCAUUUGUGGUGCUGGUGUAAUAGGCAACUCAAUUGCCUACAACCUUGUGAAACGUGGAUGGACAGACAUAGUUGUUCUUGAAAAAGGCCGUAUUGGGUGUGGUGCAACAUGGCGUAGUAGUGGCUUGGUAGGCCAGCUGCAGCCAACAAUUGAUGGAAUCCUUGCACGCUCCAGUGCCAAGCUCUAUCAGGAGUUGCACGAUGCAGGACAUGACAUUGGUUGGAGACGAUGCGGCUCACUGAGUGUUGCAAGCACAGAAAAGCGGAUGACAUCACUCCUCAGACUUGCGGCUGAGGCACGGGCAAGGGGAAUCGAAUGCACAGUUCAGCAGCCAUCCACACUUUCGGAGCACCACCCAUAUCUUUUGACCAAAGACCUUGUGGGCGGGGUUUUUGUUCCUGGAGAUGGUAUAGUUGAUCCUGUGGCUUUAUGCCAAACGAUGGCUGACUUAGCCCAACAAGGAGGAGCAACAUACAUUGAGGACUGCCAUGUGAACCGUGUUGUUGGCAACCAGGGGAUUGUGGUUCAAGCUGAAACAGAACUGGGAUGCAUCAGCUGCGAGUAUUUCAUCCUUGCUGGUGGCAUGUGGUCUAGAGAGCUUGGACAAGCAAGUCAGCCCAAAUUUAUGGUUCCAAUUCAUGCUGCUAAGCAUUCAUUUGCAAUCACUAAACCUUUAGACCAACGAAGUGAUUUCCUUCCAGUUGUGUGGGACUAUGACGGUCGUGUCUACUGUAGAUCCUUUGGUGAUGGCUUCCUGAUUGGCGGAUUUGAGGAGACAGCCAAGCCAGUCUUCCAUUACGAUGUCCCUGAUCGUUUUGAAUUUGUGCGCCUACCACCAGACUAUGCUCAAUUUCAGAGUAUCUACAGCCAGUUCCAGCACCGCUUUCCACAACUUCAGCACUUAGAGCUUGCUGAGUUGGUCACUGCACCAGAGACUUUUACACCUGACAAUCAUUGUAUAUUAGGGGAAACCUCAGAGGUGGAACGCCUCUUUCUGGCUGUUGGCACUAAUGGUGCACAGACACAGAUGGCUGGUGGAAUUGGCCGAGCAUUAGCCCUUUGGCUGUGUGAUGGCGCGCCUCGGGCAUACCUAUUGCCUUGCGACUGUCGUCGCUUCCUGGACCUGCACAACAAUGUGAAGUUUCUACGUGAGCGUGUCACAGAGGCAGUUGGAAGAACAUAUCUGGUUCCUCACCCACUUCAGGCUGAAUUUCGAACAGGACGUCGCCUUCGUUGUUCACCAUUGCUGCCACUUCAGGAACAGCAGGGUGCUGUGCUUGGUGAAAGAAUGGGUUUUGAACGAGCAUUGUUUUUUGAUCCUCAGCGCAUUCUCGGAGAGAACCACACCAGUCCAGAGCCCACGUAUGGGAAGCCUGCGUGGUUGGAGCAUGUGCAUCGGGAGUAUGUGGCCUGCCGAGAGAGAGUGGGCCUAAGUGACAUGUCAUCAUUUACAAAAUUUUACCUUGAGUCUGGUGGAUCAGAGGUUGUGGACUUCCUGCAGCUGCUCUGCUCAAAUGACGUUGAUGUUCCAGUUGGGCACAUUGUGCAGACAGGCAUGCAGAAUGAUCAUGGUGGCUAUGAAAAUGAUUGCAUCCUGGUGCGCAUGGAUGUAAAUCGUUAUUUCAUGGUUUCACCAACAGCGCAGCAAACUCGCAUUGCCAAAUGGGUUCGGCGGCAUCUGCCACGGGAUGGUUCAGUGUCACUGCGAGAUGUUACAUCUCUUUACACAGUGUUAUACAUUCUGGGGCCCAAAUCCAGGGCCCUUUUAGAAGAAGUCACUGACCAAGAAAUUCAAGUAGAGCCAUUUACGUGCCAAGAAAUGGAUUUUGCAUAUUCGACCAAUGUGCUGCUCUUGGGUUAUAACAACACCUUAGAACCUGGCUACUCAAUGUACAUUCCCUCAGAGUAUGCUCAGAAUGUCUACAGCAGGUUAAAAAAGGCUGGUCGUGACUAUGGAAUAUUGGAUGUUGGUUAUUACGCACUAAGGAUGUUGAGGAUUGAGAAGUUUAUUCCAUUUUGGGCUGAAGAACUCGAUAGCAGUGUCACACCCUUGGAGGCUAAUCGGAGUGCUCGCGUUAAGCUUCAGAAAGAGCCACCAUUUAUUGGCCAAGAGGCUUUACAGCAGCAGGCAGUGGAAGGCCUGCGUCGGCAACUGGCCUUCUUCCAGCUGACUGGCCAUGACUCUGAACGAGAUCCUUGGGCUUGGGGCCAGGAGCCCAUUUUUCGUGAUGGCCGCUUCAUGGGGCUCACCACAUCUGGCAGCUAUGCCUUCGCCCUGGGGCGCAACGUCUGCCAGGGCUUUGUUCAUUGGUUCAACCCGAGCAGCAAGCAGCUUGAACUAUUGCCAGACAACCUUUUCUCUGAAGGAAGUUUUGAGGUGGAGCUUGCUGGGCGCAGGUUUCCAGUUCAAGCAUCUGUCACACCACCUGAGCUCUCUGUUGCACCAAUGGGUGGCAUACGUGACCGUUACAAACCUCAAGCCAGAACUCUGCCUUGACGUGUUAGAAUGAGCUGCUUACAAAAGCAAGGGCCUGCAUGUUUAGAAUUUUGUUUGUGGUUUUUCAAUAUCAUGGAAGCAUGUCUUCUGCUUUACAGCAGCAAGAAUGUUGCAGUGCUCUGUGCUGUCGUGUUCACUGUGCAUGUUAGGAGCCUCGCCUCAAAUCAGAAUGAUGUCAUUCUAUUUAUUACGUGCACCCAUUGCUGUGUUGACUUUGUCCUGCCUCAUAAUUGGCCCUUGCGCCAUAAAACAACAAAUUCAUUCAUUCACUUUGUCCUGUCAAGUUAUUCCUUGCUUUUAAUAUAAGAAAAACAUGUGCACCAGUGCAAGUGACAGUGUUGAUCUUGUUACCAAUGUUCCCAGGCUGUCAAAACAUUUAUGGCAAGGAGAUAAUAUCACCAAAAAUAGACAUAAACAAGGUUUUAUGUUAGUUCUUAUAAAUGCUUGAUGAUGAACUUUCUUUCACAAGUGAGUUCCCAUUGUUUGCCCCUUUAUUGCAUAAGUAAAGCUCCAGCACUUGUAUUACAUGUGUUCAAAUAAGAAAAAUUUUAAAUGAAGUCAAAUAUAAAUAUUUGAGUAAAAUGUCUAUCGAAUAUCAAAUCAAAUAUUGAACAUUCCUAAUUUCUAAGUGUGUGUGUGUGUGUGUGUGUGUGUGUGCGUGCGUGUGUGUGUUAGAUGAAAUAUUCCAUGGAGCUCGUUUGGCAACAAAAGGCUUGCUUUCAUUAUUUGAUGCAUGUAAUGCCGUCAACUAAAUGUCAGGUCAACUGACAGGCUUAUAAAUGAGAAUUACAAAAAAAAGUAUGAUCAGGUCUGGUGCACCAUAACCAUGACAGUAAUAAAUAAAAGGAACUGCACAUGCCAGAUGCAUGUCAUAGAGCGUACUUCUUGUUGAAGGACCUUGUAUUGCACAUACUACAGCACCGCACAUUGUUUUGAUAGAAUCCAAACAUGGUGAGAUUGACAAAGCAAUUUAUAAAUUGCUUUGUCUUAUUUAAAACAGGAAAUUUGUAGGCUGCCUAUGGCAAGCAUGCUUACUUAAUGGCUGAUAACUAUUGUACAUAGUGACCUCUUCCAUGUUUUAAAUCAGGAACUGCAUUGUCUGUGCAACAACUGCAGAUCGCCUGCACCAGAAUCAUUCAGAAGAGUCUCCACUUGCAUCAGUCUUUCUCCCUAUAGACAGCAAGAACUGUUGUUCCUUAUAGUAUUAGGAUGAAACAAAUAUUAAACAUAAAAUAGUUAAUUCUUGAAUCGAAUACAGAUUGAAUAGCAAUAUAUUUCAUUUAUAUUCAAAAUUUAGAAUACUUGCACACCCCUCACUAGUCCUAUUAUUUCCUGUUCUUCUUUCAUCGUACAAUGGGCUGGCAAAUGCCAAAGUACAUCAUUACAUGUUCAGGUUGUUUGCCUGAGCUCAUAUAAUAUUUAUUCUUAGUGGCCUUCUUUGCAGAAAAGAUAGUCCUCAAAAGUUUACAGUAUAACAUUGAUAUGUUCCCAAUUCACAUGAUUUUCUGGUUUAUACAUUCAUGAUAGAGCCCAUUGGUAUUACCAUAUUUACUAGAAAAUAGGUCAAACACCAAUGUAGGUUGACCUCUAUAAUUGAACUAGCUUAGAAAGAAAAAAAAAUUAACCUAGAUAUAGGUUGACCCAUACCUUUAUUUACUGUAAGCUUGGCUACUAAAUCUCGCUGGGUGAUGCCACAAGUGGCAUCCUUGUCGAAACUGCCAGAGAAGUCGUCCCUGUUCGAUGCUAUGCUGGCAUCCUUGGCACUCCAAACGAUGUCAUCCUUGGUGCCGUCGAGUGUGUUGGAUAUGCAGGAUUUCUUAAGGCCAGUCUGAAUAAUCUCCAGACUGGCUUUACGAUGGGUGCAACAGAGGAACUUUGUUAGCUCAGUACUUUUGAUAGCUUUGUUCACCAAUAUAGAUUGCUAGCUUCAUUUGGGUAACGUUUUUGCAAAAGAAAGGUCUAUCUAUAUUCAAAUAAAUACAGUACCUCUAUUAAGUGAUGCCUGUGUUUUAUUGGCCCACAUAACCAGUGAAAGAUGUGUGACCAACAAAAGGCAGGUGUUCCAAAAUGACAUGACUUCCCAAUAAAUAUGUUCAACUUUUUGUCAAAUACUGAACAAAUGAUGCAUUUGAUGACUGGCAGAAGACACCAACAUAUGUACGAGCGUGCCGAGCAUCUGCACUCACAUAUAAAAGGGCAUGUGCAGAGCAGGCCUUAGGCCUUUGUGACGGCUUUUCCACACUACUUCUCAUGCCCGAGUCACCUGAUAAUACUGGUGUGCACUUUUCCAUGGCUUAGGCAGCAGCUGAGCAGUCACAGCAUUGCAAAUGUAUAACAGUAACCAAAAUUUCAUGUGCCAUGCAAUGUCAUGCUUGAUCCUUCAUACGCGGUCCAUCUGUGCUGUCACAAAUAUGUGCCAAUCUGGCAUGCCAACGGCAUUAUCUGUAUGCUAGACAAGAAAAUGCACACAAGUUCGACUAAUGGCAGCUUGUUGGAAGAGGUGUGCUAAUCUGUUGCCCACAGGCCGGCAAUCAAUAGUAAGUGAUAAAUCUGCAAGUUCAUCCACGCACUUGCAUUAAGUAGAAAAAAAAAUUGUCAAGUUUCCAUAAUGCUAUCAACUGAAUAUGUUACGUGUGACUGCCAGCAAUGCAUUAAGCCAUGUUUGACUUCUGAAUGUCGCCAUUGCGACCAUGGUGCAAAAUGUACAACGAUUGAAGAACUUCGAAGUAGCUGUCACACUGAAGGUCAGGAAGGAACAGAAGUGCCAGUAUGCGCUUUCUGGCUGCAGGUGGCACAAGAUGCAGUAAUAUCUUACAUUGCUACAAUUCUUAGCAUUGGAGCACCCAGAUCUGGAGAGACUUUUGGCCCAAUUCCAGGGUAGAGAUUUUUUUAGCAGUUAGAGCUCCAGGAACAGACGGUACUCCAUGGCAUCCAGAAGUGCUCAGCCAUGUCUCCACCAGUGCACAUACCCACAAAGAAUGGAACCACCCGUGAUGAAUUUGCAGAGUGUCUCGUGAUGCUCAUGAUGAACCUGUUCGUGGACAUCCACCCGUUCGUAGCCACCGUCGUGAACAUAUGGCUCCAGUAAGCGACAGGAAAAUUCAGUGUGGAGAUGGGAAGAAAAUGAAAGACACUGUAUGACUGGUGUAAAGAGCAUGAAGAUCUCCAGAUCACAACGUUGGAGUGCAAAUAUUGCAACACCGAGAUGGUCAACGAUCCGGCGACGAAGCCCUACGACCGAAUUCGCGAGCAUUGAGUGUCAUCUCGUCAUAAGAAGUUCAAGAUGUCGACCCAGGAAGCUGGGUCGGAAAUCGCGGGAAAAUCUCAGCAGACGCUCUUUGAUAUGUACUGUAGACAAUGUGUGAAAGAAACUGAAGCGGACGGCGUAAUCCAUGACUUUGUUCGUGCUCUAGCGUACAGUGGAAUUGGCAUGCACUAGCUGGCGGAUGGACCUCUGGGGGACUUCGUAUGCAAAUACUGCAAGGCAGCGAAGAUCAUGCCAACAGGACAAAGGCUUCGGCUGAAAUAUCGAAAGAAGCUUUUGACAAGGACAUGGUGAAAAUCCGCGAUGAUAUGCAAGAUGUGAAAGUGAGUGUUAUCGUCGACAAAUCCCGAGACAUCACUGGAGUGCCUACCAUCAACACUCUCCUGUGCUACUAUAGCCAAAAAAUCGUGAAGAAGCAAGUUGUUUUGGUGGACGUCGACAGAAUAAAUGCUUCGAACAGCUACACAGUGGCCAGCAUAGCCGGCAAGGCUCUCCUGACUGUAGGCAAGACGUGGAAAGAUGUUGUGGCUGUAGGCACACACUCAGUGGAGUACAUGCGAAAAAUGGUACGAGAAAUCUGUCAAGCUGAAGGGAUCCUAAUCUUACAUUACAUAUGAAAGAUUUAGCACAGCUGAUUUAUGCGAGUGUUGAUCAUGCCAUUCCUUUACCAUGCGUGUUAACAGUUCGAUCCGUAGUGAUCAAGUUUAGAGCAUUAUUUAAGCACGCUAACAAGCUCUACCAAAAGCACACUGAAAUUUGUGCUUUUAAUGGCCUCUUUGGACCUGAUGUUAAGAAACCACCUUCCGUUGUUCCAAAUAAAUGGCAAGGUUUCUACAAAGCGCUUGUGGUUGUCAUAGAAAUGUCGAGCUCGUUAACGGAACUUGCUGAAAGCUCGCAUGAUAGCAGCAAAGCGGAAGCUAUUCAAGUGAUACUUUCUGAAAAAGAAGUUGUUUAUGCGAAGGCAAUCCUGAUGAGAGACACACUCCGCACCCUUUUAUACGCCCAAAAUAUGCUUGAAAGCGGAAAACUUCUGAUGCCCAGCUUUGAUCACCUGGUAAACGUCAAGCUGCAGCAGACUGUUGGCGAGCUUUCAAUGAUGAUCAGUAAAAGCGAUCACGCCAGGGCUGUUUUGUCUGUUACCCAAGAGCAGCGCCACAUUAGUAAAAACAUGUUGUAAAGAUUUCUGCACAAAACUCUCCACAAAAUGACACUGCACUGUUGAACGGAACGUCUAAGAUAAAGACGAAAACCAGCUAACUUUGUAGAAGCUCGGAGCCGUCCUGGAUCCAUUUCAGAAGUGUCUGUUGGAACAGUCAUUUGAUGACUACCAACCUCUGUUCAUGUCCGUAACUGACGAUGUAGAUUCACUUCACGACAAGUUUAACCAGUAAUUGCUGGAAGCAAACCCCACAAACACAACUGUUGAACUCAUUGAGCAUUGGCAUGACCAUACCGGUCGCUACCCCAGGCUGGCAAAUGUUGCACCAAGAUUGUUGUGCCUAGCUAAUGGAAGCUGUGAUGUCAAGAGAACUUUCUGCCUGUUGAGAUAGGUUCAACGACCGGACAGGUCUCGAGUGGAGAGUGAGAUGUUGUGCAUGCAGAUGAUAAUCUAUGUAAACAAGGGUGUGUAAAAAAUCGAUGACCAGCUUUUAGUGAAUCAUCAUCAUCAUCAGCCUAUUUUAUGUCCACUGCAGGACGAAGGCCUCUCCCCACAAUUUCCAAUUACCCCUGUCCCGCGCCAACCGACUCCAACCAGCACCCGCAAAUUUCCUAAUUUCGUCACACCGCCUAGUCUUCUGUCGUCGUCUACUGCGCUUCCCUUCACUUGGUACCCAUUCUCUCACCCUAAUGGUUUAAUGGUUAUCCACUCUGCACAUUACAUGACCUUCCCAGCGCCAUUUUUUUCUCUUCAUGUCAAUUAGAAUGUCGUCUUUCUGCGAAUUCUACCAGCAUCUCUCCUCUAGUGUUCCUAGAAUCGACACUGUAGUUUCCAGUUGCUUGUUCCCCAGCCUACUUUUUCCCAACUUUUGCAUUGAAGUCGCCCAUUACUACAGUAUAUCGAGUUUGCACUUUUGUCAUCACUAGUGCAACAUCUUCAUAAAACUGAUCUACUUUAUCAUCAUCGUGACUGGAUGCUGGAGUGUAGGCUUGUACUACCUUUAAUCUAUACCUCUUGUUAAGUUUGAUUACGACUACUGCUACCCUCUCAUUAAUGCUGUAGAAUUCGUCAAUGUUGCCCGCUAUGUCCUUAUGGAGCAGGAAUCCUACCCCGUAUUGCUUCUUAUAUGGGAGACCUCUAUGGCAGAGGACAUGGCCGUUAGUCAGCACUGUAUAAGCCUUCUAAUCUCGCUAAGGCCACUGAUAUCCCAAACAAUAUCUGAUAGUUCCUUAAGGAGUCCUGCUAAGCUAGCCUCACUCAACAGAGUUCGGCAAUUAAAGGUUGACAGGGUCAGUUUCCAUUGGCGGCCUGUCUGGACCCAGAGAUUCUUGGCACCCUCUGCUACGUUACAGGUCUGACCACCGCCUUGGACAGCUGCUCCGCAGCUGCUGGAGACUGAGGGCCGUGAGUUAAUUGUAGAUAUCAUUGGGGAGGUUGUGGCCGAAUACUGCACCAGGAAGGCCAAUUCCUGUUCUGGUGAGGGAGUGUCUUUGUUCAAGCUUAGUGGGCCUUCCUAAUUUGGUUGUACUUUGAUUAUUAUAGCCCCACUCGCUCUCGGCAUCUUUCGCUGGUGCAAAAUGCCGCUCCAAGCCUGCAGGUGUAGUGCACUGGAGGAUGUUUAAAAUGUUUAACUUUGUAGAAGUUAUCAAGCCUCUUUACUGUCAUCAUUAUUGAUUCAUUUCCAAACAAAUGCCAAAUUUCGGAGAGUAUUUGCUAGAAAACCCUGACGUCCCCCCUGAUUACCAGCUUGAAACAAACACCAAUUUUAGCACUUUAGAGUUAUGAAGCCAGUGGUACGUACUUUCUGAUAAAAAAAAAACUCUGGUGUAUUACUUAAUACAUCUGUGGAUUGAACCCCCCCCCCCCCAAAAAAAGAACAUAUUUCGGAAUGGUUUCAUAAAAAUAACAAUUUUUGCACCCCCCCUGUAUUAAAAAAAAAAUAAUACCCGAAAACAAACAACCCUAAUUAUGCACUAUAGUAACGUUUCUACACAAUGUAGUGUUAGCAACCUAAAUACAAUGCACGAGAUGAAUGAAGAGUGGCCAGGGCAAAGGUGGUGAAAAGUGGAACAUGGUGACUAAUGUGCUGGUUAAGUUAAUGCUUAACCUCAUAUGAAAUUGUUGGUUGCAGUGUUUAAAUUAUUCAUGUAGGCCACCUCCACUAUAGCUAGUUCCCUGUUACCUACUUUGCAGCUUGAUGCUUGUGGCAGCUUGUUUAUGGAUACAGCUCCUGCUUUCUCAGAUGUCAUUUUCAGAGCAUGAAAUAAACUCUUAUGGUUACAUCAUAGAAAUUGAUAGAAAUUGCUUCUUGCCCAAUAGACUACAUUUAUUUAAAGGAAAUUAAGCAACCAUUUAAACAUGUGUCAGAGUUGUGCAAAUGUGAAAACUUUUUUUUACGCUGUAGUACCACAUCACAUGUCGGCCGGUUAAAGUGGGCGGCUGUGUUCUUUAUGUACAGUAUAGCGUAUACUGAUGACAGAGGAGGCAGAGACAUGACACUAGUAACAACUGAGAAUUUAUUGUAGAUGAUCAAUACGAAGAGCGUCGCAUAGCAUGAAGGGAGAAAGAACACAGAAUGCCUACUACAACCAAGAAAACUAUUAAUCACAAGCUCCUAUUGAGAAAGAAACAAGGUUUCUUUUGAGUGGGCAGCUCAUACGUUAUCUGAAUGGUGUCUGUAAUUUCUCUAGUCAGCUUACUAGCAUUCUUGAUUUACACUUGCAUGUUACUGAACGAAAGUUUACAUCCACAGCAUGCACAAUGUGCGUUAAGAUGACCUGUCACAACAAGUGUGCCGACAUUAUUCUGGUGUUCCCUUGACUGUUCAUUAAAGGGCCCUUCACCAGACUUAGGGAGUGCAAAUAAGUGCAGUGCAUAGAUUAUGAUGUGUCAAUCAUGUCUGCAAAGUAUUAAAUCAAUGUAUGCUCCAAAAACACCUGAAAAUUCGAACAUUCUGUGAAACUCUGAGCAUGCGAAACUGUCACCAGAAAUGCACUGCACUGUAAGAAUGGGAAACAAAGUAAAAAAAAAGAGUGGGGGAAGGGGGGGGGGUCAUGGGCCCCUGACUCUGAUAAGAUGGGGAGCAGUGUCACUUGUGGAUGCUGGUUGAGACAAUGAGAGGGAGUCGCUGCUGUGGGAGGGUAGCUCACCUGCUUAUAUCACUGCAUCUCACCAUUUCAUUUGCUUCUAUCUCCACUAUUACGCUAUCUCGGCUAAACAUUUUUCAGAAAUUCUUCAACAGAACACUCCCUGGACAGUGCUUUACAACUUCCAGUGAAUAACAAAAA